AUGGGGAAGGCUGGGAACGAGAGGAGAGGCGGCAGCAGCAGCGAGGCGAGCGGAGGGCUGACAGGGGAGCAGGAUAGGGGGAGCAGGGGGGGCGAGGAAGCGGAGGAGGACGGGGAGAAGGAGCAGAGGAGGCGGAGUGGCGGAGGGCGGAGGGGAGCAUCGGUGGUGAACAGGGGGGCGUGGACGGCGGAGGAGGAUGAGCGGCUGGCGGCGCUGGUGGCGGUGCACGGGGCGAAAAACUGGAGCGUCAUCGCUGCUGGUAUCCCUGGCAGGCCGGGGAAGAGCUGCCGACUCAGGUGGUGCAACCAGCUGGACCCGGCGUUGAGGCGAGGCCAGUUCACGGUGGAGGAGGAUGCGCGCAUCAUCACAGCGCACGCCAUCCACGGCAACAAGUGGGCCCUCAUCGCCAAGAACCUUCCCGGACGCACGGACAACGCCAUAAAGAACUAUUGGAACUCCGCCAUGCGCCGCAAGUACCCUCUCCUGCGCGGCCUCUCCACGCCCCCUCAAGGCCCCCCACACUCCGCCCAGGCCCACUCCGCACAGUCCCACUCCGCCUCGCCCUCCCACCCUGCACCAGCGCAGCCCCAGCCCUCCCACGCGCCCGCCCUCCCCUCUGGCAACCAGCAGGGGGGAGAGGAGGGCGCGUACGAGCGGGCAGUGCGGUUUGUGGCGGGCGUGCAGGCGAGGGGCGUGGCGGCGCUGGUGGAGGAGGUGGAAAGAGUCAGGGAGGAGGGCGUGGGGCGCAUCCGCAAGAUCCUGGAAGGUUCGCCCCUGGGUGAUGCGGCGCUGCUGCAGGCGAGGGAGGUGGGUGUAAGCGAGGGAGACGAGAGGGAAGAAGGAAUGGCCGAGGAGAGCGAGGAGUGGGGGGAUGGAGAGCAGCAGACGGUGCAGGGAGCAGGGGAAUGGGAGACAGUGCAGGGGGAGGCGAGGGUAGGGGGGUGGAGGGCGAGUGAGGCGAUAGAGGGGGGGAGAGGAGUGAAGCAGGAAGUAGAGGAGGGGGUGGAUGGCAUAGAAGAUUAUAGAGGGAUGGAAGAGGAGGGUGGAUUGUGUGCUCCGGAGCUACACGCCUCAACAGCAUGUGCUCUCCCUCCGCCCCUGGCACAGUGUGACGUCGUGCCUUUUGCCAGCCAGACUGCCGCCAACAUCAGCCAUGCGACCCAUGCGACGAGGGCGAGUGGUGGCAGUGACAGCACGCACGCUGGGGGCGUGCCUGUGGAGGCUCAUGAUGCGGAUGACUUAGUUCCACACAGUGCGGGUGGGAGCAGCAGCAGGAAAAGGCGGUAUGAGGCCUGCUGUGCGGAUCAUGUGGGCGCUCGUGCUGCCCACGGUGCUGCUGCUACUGGCGGUGGUGGUGGUGCUGCUGCCACGAGUCAGCACAGCGCCCUCACCUGCCACUUUGACCGCCGCCCUCGCUUCCGAGUGUCACCCACUGCCCUCCCUGUCACCUCGUCUGUGCCUGCACCCACUGCUGCUUCGCCUCCACUGCUGCCGCCUCCCACCCUUCCCACCACCACCCCUACUGUUACCACCUCCUCCCUCCCUCUCUCACACACCUCUCAAGGCGCCACCCAGCAGACACACACACCGUCACCAUCACCAUCCUCCCCACCACUCACUCCCUCUUGCCCUCCCUCCCUCACUCACCCCCACCACCACCAUUCCCUCGCCCCUCCACAUCUCUCCUCGCGCUUUUCAUUCGCCACUCUCCCCUCCGGCCUCUCCCACUCCUCUCUCCUCCCUGCCACCCACACUCCCUCCCUUCUCCAGCCCUCCCAACCAUCCAAUCCUCCCACACCCCUUACUGCCCAGCCACUCCCGCUUGACCGAGCCUCAGGUCCUGGUUCGGGUGAAAGCGGCCUGGUAGGUGCAGGACAGGCGGCAGCAAAACAUGGUGGCGGUGGCAUGAGGGGCGGUGGAGGAGGGGACGGGAGCAUGAGGGGGGUGGGUUUGGGGGCAUUUCAGCUGGGGAAGGUGUUUACUGCAGUGCAGGUGACAGGGGGCGAUGAGAGCUUGUGCACGCACAGGGGGUGUGAGGCCGAUGAACAGUGUAAGGCAGCCGCGAGACAAGGGGAGAGGCAGGGACAAGAAUGGGAAAAGGAAGGAGGCUGUGCAGGAGAGAGAAUUGAGAUUUCGGAGGUUACGGAGGAGGAAAGCAGAGGGCAGCAGGGGAUGGAAGUCUGUGGGUCAGAGAAAGAGAAGACCCUGUGCCCACACGGAAUAGAUAAAACCAACUCACAGCCCUUGCAGCACAGUCUGCACCCAGACACAUGCCUUGUUGGUGCAGUCCCACAGCCAAUGCAAGACUGCCACGUGGCAGGGCAGGGGCAGUGUGGGGCACGCGUGCGGCGGCACGUGCAUCGAGUAUUGGCGUCGGCAUGUGGGGUGGCCCGGCUGCUGCUGGAGGAGCUGCAAUGGCGGCACGGAAUGGUGGAGGGGCGAGCCGACGAGGAGGACGUGGAGGAGCGGUGGGGGAACGUAAGAGGAGAAGGUGGUGAGGGGCCACAGGUGGUAGAUCCGGUGGGGGAUGUGCGUUGUUGCAGUGAUGAGCGGUGCUGCUCGGUGAGCAGUGGUGCUGAGGGUGCAGCUGAGGGCAUGGCAUGCCGGCAUGUGCUGGAUGCCAUGUUGGCUGUGUGCUUCAGACUUGCUGCACCAGGUGGGGCUAGCGAGUGCAGCCAUAGAUGUGCUAGUGCACAUGAUGAUGCGCGAUUUUAG
Molecule: messenger RNA, 2715 nt
Organism: Closterium sp. Yama58-4
Lineage: Eukaryota; Viridiplantae; Streptophyta; Zygnematophyceae; Desmidiales; Closteriaceae
Source: the annotation of a GenBank genome assembly